GGGAGGAGGGCGAGCCCAGCACACGGCCAGCAGGUGGCAGCAUUGCUCAGGGAGCAGUGUGGGGAGGGGUCUGCCAGAUUCGCAGCCAGCGCAGACCAGACAUGGGGACCUGGAUUCCAGAGCCCUGCCCAGGACUGGUUCCCAAUGGACCCAGGCCCCAUCCGGACACCGGCCCGCAAGCCUGGGUGACCCCGGCAAGUGGCCUCUGCUCCCCGCCCAGAGUCUGUCCGAGGCAGGGCCUGGCAGCCCCACGGCCCUGGUUCUGUCCAGAGGACCCACUGGCCGCCCCCCCUCCCCCACCACGCCCCUGGGCCCCAGGCGCCGGCAGCCCGGCCCUCCCUCCCUCUGGGGGUGGGGACAGGCCUGGGCAGAAGAACCCUCAUUUAGGGCUCACGGUGGGGGGGGGGGGGGUCCAGGAGGACAGCCCUGUCCACUACCCCGUGGACGAAGGCAGCAGCCGGGGCCCCCUCUGCUCCCUGGACAACAACCACACCUACUUCAUCCUGGUGGAGCCUGGGCCUCCCGGGAAGGGGGACGGGCCGUCGGAGCUGCGGCUGAGGCUGGAAAAGCACAUCGCGGAGCAGAGAACCGGCUAUGGGGGCACCAGCAGCAUCGAGAUCCCCGUCCUCUGUCUGUUGGUCAACGGCGACCCCAGCACCCUGGAGAGGAUCUCCAGGGCCGUGGAGCACGCUGCCCCGUGGCUGAUCCUGGCAGGCUCGGGUGGCAUCGCGGACGUGCUGGCUGCCUUCGUGAACCAGCCCCACCUCCUGGUGCCCCAGGCGGUGGAGAAGCAGUUCAAAGAGAAGUUUCCCGGAGAACGUUUGUGCUGGGAGGACGUCGUGCACUGGACCCAGCUGCUGCAGAACAUCACCUCCCACCCACACUUGCUCACCGUGCACGACUUCGAGCAGGAGGGCUCCGAGGAGCUGGACACCAUCAUCCUGAAGGCCCUGAUAAAAGCCUGCAAGAGCCACAGCCAGGAGGCGCAGGACUACCUGGACGAGCUCAAGCUGGCCGUGGCCUGGGACCGCGUGGACAUCGCCAAGAGCGAGAUCUUCAACGGGGACGUGGAGUGGAAGUCCCGCGACCUGGAGGAGGUGAUGAUGGACGCGCUGGUGAGCGACAAGCCCGAGUUCGUGCGCCUCUUCGUGGACAACGGCGCCGACGUGGCGGACUUCCUGACGUUCGGGCGGCUGCAGCAGCUGUACCGCUCGACGCCCCCCAAGAGCCUGCUCUUCGACCUGCUGCGGCGCAAGCACGAGGAGGGCCGGCUGACGCUGGCCGGCCUGGGCGCCCAGCAGGCCCGCGAGCUGCCCGAGGGCCCGCCCGCCUUCUCCCUGCACGAGGUGUCCCGCCUGCUCAAGGACUUCCUGCACGACGCCUGCCGUGGGCUCUACCAGGCGGAGCGGAGCCCGGCCGGGCGGCCCGAGGCCGGGAAGGGGCUGCUGGACCUGAACCGAAAGAGCGAGAACCCGUGGCGGGACCUGUUCCUCUGGGCCGUGCUGCAGAACCGCCACGAGAUGGCCGCCUACUUCUGGGCCAUGGGCCAGGAGGGGGUGGCCGCCGCUCUGGCCGCCUGCAAGAUCCUCCGUGAGAUGUCCCACCUGGAGGCGGGGGCCGAGGGGGGCCACGGCGGGAGCGAGGCCAAGUACGAGCAGCUGGCCCUGGGCCUCUUCUCUGAGUGCUACCGCAGCAGCGAGGACCGCGCCUUCGCCCUGCUGGUGCGUCGGAACCGCUGCUGGAGCAGGACCACCUGUCUGCACCUGGCCACCGAGGCCGACACCAAGGCCUUCUUUGCCCACGACGGGGUGCAGGUGAGGGUCUGGCUUCGGGGAAGGCCGUCAGGGGCAAAGCGGACGGCAGACGGGAGGUGCCCCGGGAGCCCCCCUCCGCCACUCUCC
This is a messenger RNA of Herpailurus yagouaroundi (jaguarundi), 1901 nucleotides long. RefSeq names its product transient receptor potential cation channel subfamily M member 5-like. The transcript has 9 exons. The annotation marks the transcript as partial. Gene Ontology annotation, biological process: calcium ion transmembrane transport. The record is from RefSeq and is a predicted model, not a curated record. Gene Ontology annotation, cellular component: plasma membrane. Lineage: Eukaryota; Metazoa; Chordata; Mammalia; Carnivora; Felidae. Gene Ontology annotation, molecular function: ligand-gated calcium channel activity; calcium-activated cation channel activity.